This is a messenger RNA of Aspergillus terreus NIH2624, 4734 nucleotides long. RefSeq names its product putative sister chromatid cohesion protein Mis4. Gene Ontology annotation, molecular function: chromatin binding. Gene Ontology annotation, biological process: regulation of gene expression; replication-born double-strand break repair via sister chromatid exchange; establishment of mitotic sister chromatid cohesion. The transcript has 2 exons. Gene Ontology annotation, cellular component: Scc2-Scc4 cohesin loading complex. The record is from RefSeq and is a predicted model, not a curated record. Bases 1 to 4734 code for a protein of 1577 amino acids. NCBI's taxonomy places the organism in Eukaryota, Fungi, Ascomycota, Eurotiomycetes, Eurotiales, Aspergillaceae.
AUGAACAAGUCAACUUCCGCCUCCUUCGGUCAACAGAUCUCCCCAUCAAGUCAUCUGUCCGUUGUCAUACCCGUGAAACCAAUCCAGGGCGAUCGUGGUGGAGCGAAACGAAGAAAGUUAAAUGCGGACGGGGAAGACAACCUUUCUACAAUCCGUAUGAAGGACCAAAAGGAGGAGGCGGAUGCUGCUUUGGUGAAGCUACAGGAUCUGCUCCAUGAGGUAUUCGAAACCGAGGACCAACUUGAACCAGACAUGCCAUCCGACGCUGCAGCUGAACGGUCAAACGGAAUCUUUUCACUCCCUCGGGGGUUGGAAAUUAGCGGGCUUGUUCUGUCUUCUGAUGCUCACGGUCGCCUCCAGAAGGCUAUAAAGAAGGUGGUGGGGUUCAACCGGCUCCAAGAUAUCCCUUCGGACUAUCUGAACAGGGUUCAAAAGAUCUGUGAGAAAGUUAUAGUCGCUGCCCAGUCCCCUGAUCUGAGGCUGGACGACCCUUCCAACGAAACCGACGCCGUGACUUGGCUAAGAAAAUUGGACGAUGUGCACAAUGCCCUCCUUGCAAUCGGGACAUUGUUGCAGACAAUGUCUGGUUCACAGACAGAGCGGGACCUUUGCCCAGAGGACUUGAUUGAGGCUAUUCCAACAGUUUUGAAUCUGGUUUUUGACAACUGCAUCAUCCCAGCGGUUGAGGCUCGUCCUGGUGGCAAGGAUGGCAAACACUUUGAAUUCUUCUCUGCCCAAAGACGCGUUAUAAGUGGAUUGAUACAGCAGAGUAAGAAGGUACUCGCCAGUUUUGCCGCUUUCCUAGCUCGGAUUGAUGUAUCAGAGGGAACGGUGACAGCGACAGAGUUUUUUGCAGCAAAGCUCAUAUUCGUGGAGAAUUCCCACACAGAGAAGGAUUCUGCCGUGGGGCCCCAGAAGUAUGAGUCUGUCCGACGAGGGGCCAUGGAUGUCCUUGCAAAAAUAUUUUCCAAGUAUCCUGACCAGCGACCUUUCAUACUCGAUGAGAUUCUGGUCUCACUAGAGAAGCUUCCGUCUACGCGGCAAAGUGCCCGGCAGUUCAAACUUGCCGAUGGUAAAAAUAUCCAGCUUCUAACGGCUUUGGUGAUGCAACUUGUGCAAACGACCGCAUUGGAUGUCCCUACUUCCAGAUCAUCAAAGACAAAACGCAAGCUGCGCGCAGGCGAUGACGAUGAGUCCCCUGGUAGUGACAAUGGCGGCGACGAAGAUGAAUAUGAGAUGUCUCUGGAGCAGCUGGCGACUAAAGUGAAUCGGCUAUACGACAAUGCCGUGCGCAGUGCUCAGUACAUCGUUAAAUUCAUAGUCCAGCGCGCGAUGACAUCCACAAAGACCGGCGACCAGCCAUACCGCAAUAUUCUUGACCUCUUUACCGAAGAUCUAAUCAGUGUGCUCGGCUCAACGGACUGGCCAGCGGCAGAAUUGCUCCUUCGUAUAAUGGCAUCUCACAUGGUCGGUAUAGCAGACCUGGACAAGAGCCCUGCCACGGCGAAAAGCAUGGCGCUUGAGCUCCUAGGCUGGAUGGGCUCUGCUAUUUCCGAUCUUAUUGCGACAGCACAGCAUCUACUCCCAGCCAUGGAAGAAUCCGGUAGCGAUCUUACGGAUCACCUGAGACAACUGUUUGAUGACUAUUCGAGCCGUGCUCUGCAUCCUCAAGAUCUGGUUGUUCCCGAAGGGCCGUACCGCAUGACUCUAGAGUACUUCCUCCAGGAUCGCAGCAUCGAUAAUUGGCAACUGAGUAGCGCUCGAGGUUAUUACCUAGCACAAUGGGCGAAAACUUUUUGUUCCGUCUAUUAUAAUCCAGAAGACAGGCAAGAGGCCGCCUACGAUGAUACGGCGGAAGAUUUGGUCGAUAUUCUUGCAAAGCUCUUCUCUGACCCAACGUGGUUGGAGACUCAUAGGCGUUUUGACAAGAUCUCCACCGCACAUGGACGAUUCGCGUACAUCCUGACAGUUCUGAACUCCAGCUUUUGCAAAGCUUUUGACACCAUUCUGAAAGUCUUGCUCAACUCGAUUGCAAGUGACCAAGCCAAAGUACGCAGUCGCAGUUUGAAGAGUGUCAUCUACAUGCUUGAGAAGGAUCCCAGCCUUCUUGACCGAGAUGCAUCAGUCAUGCGUGUCAUUCUACGAUGUGCAACAGAUGCUUCACCCAUGGUGCGAGACUCAGCGCUGUCGCUGAUCGCAAAAUGUAUCGUUUUGAAACCUAAGCUCGAAGAAGAAGGGUGUCGCAGUAUCCUUACCUGUGCUGCUGAUCCAACAGCCGGUGUACGGAAACGAUGCAUUGGCUUACUCAAAGAUAUCUAUCUCAAGACUUCGCGAACCGAGUUAAAGCUAGCAAUCUUGGAUAGCUUCCUCCAGCGGUCUGGGGAUCUCGAAGAGAGUGUAUCCUCGCUGGCACGCCAGACCAUCGAAGAAAUCUGGAUGGCUCCUUUCUACGAGCUGGUUGAUUCCACCCAGGACGUCCCCAAGUUGAAGGUCGGCUUGGGAGAGCAAGUAAUUCUGAUGGUGAACUUGGUGCAGCGUAGCGAAACGGCGCUUGAUACACUCGGCGAAAGUCUGAGGAAACUCCUUGCGGAGAACCUCAAGACAUCCGCCUCCAAUUAUAAGGUGUGCAGAACUAUGGUCUCGACAAUGUUCGAGAAAUUGGUGGAGGACAGCGAUUCUUCAGGCAAAGAGUUCCAACAGGCGCUCCUGCAGACAAUCACCGUGUUUGCAAAGGCAAAUGCUAAGCUUUUUCGCCCUGACCAGUUGGAGACAUUACACCCUUACAUCGGGCACCUGGCAACUGCAGAAGACCUCUUCUUGUUCCGGUCUGUGGUGGUGAUCUACCGAUGCGUCUUGCCUUUUCUCUCUUCCGCCCAUAACACCUUAUUGAAGGAAGUGCAAAACGACCUUUUUAAAAGUGUUGCCAAACUCGCCCGUUCGGAAUUGAAUGAAGUGAUGGCCUGCUUGUGGACAAUCAAUGGUGUUUUGCAUAAUACCGACAGACUCGUCAAGCUCACGAUCUCGGUGCUGAAGCCAAUCCAACACUACAAAAACAUCAACUUAUCGGACAGCAGCAACGCGGCCGUUUUAGCAAGGGCCAAAAGUUACAUUCGCAUUGCGGGCUGCGUUGGCCGGCACUGUGACCUUGAGAAAUAUGAACCGCACUUCAAAAAUGCUUUUUCGUCCUGGAACGGCGGGUCGGUUGCUGGUCUGAUGGUUGAUUCUAUCAUACCCUUCACACUCGCAAAACAGCCCCUCGAGCUAAGGGUCAUGGCUUUGGAAAGCUUAGGUUCUAUCUGUCAGUCCUGGCCCGCCCAGUUUUGUCGCGAGGCACCGAGGCAAGUUUUGUCCAUGGUUUUCAAGGAGGACAAUCCUAGCCUCCAGAAUAUCGUCCUCAAAGCGUUUGCGGAUUUCUUUGCCAUGCACGAAGGCAGAGCCGAAAAGUCAGUUCUACCUUCCGCUGAGAUCAAGGAACAGGAAAACACAACAAGAUUAGGAGGAUCGUUGAAAGCCAGUGACAACGAUGGCGCUGCAGCAUUAAUUGCCCAACAUUUCCUGAAGAAUAUGCUCCGUGUUGCACAGUCACGGCAGGACUCGUAUGCUCUUACAGCCAUUGAGCUGAUUGCAAGCAUCAACCGUCAGGGUCUCGUCCACCCGAAGGAAUGUGCUGGGGUUCUAGUUUCUUUGGAGACGUCGACAGUCCCUGCGAUUGCCAAGGUUGCAUUUGACACGCACAAGAUGCUUCACCAGCAGUACGAAUCGAUGUUUGAGAGAGAGUACAUGCGCGCCGUUCAGGAAGCGUUCUAUUAUCAACGCGACGUGGUUGGCGAUUCCACUGGUGCUCAGAGUCGGCCUUACGUUGCCAAAUUAGCACCGCUAUUCGAGAUCAUCAAAAUCAGCAACAGCCGCUACCAGAAGAAGUUCCUCGCAAAUCUGUGUGGAAAAGUCAAUUUUGAACUCAAGGACCUCGAUACUACUGGCAGCCCCCCGGAGCACCUUCUGCUUGCGCGUUUCGUGUCGCAAAACCUGGCCUUUUUCGAUUAUGCGCAGUUUGCGGAACUCGUACCGACUAUCGGGUGUAUGGAACGGAUUGUUUCAUCUACCGGCACCAUCGUUGCCCAUUCCAUUGAGACAGAAAUUUUCCCUCCCCGGGCAACACCGCCCCCACCGCCUCCUCAGGUAGAAGGGAUGCCCAUGGCCCCGGUUGGAGCACCAGAAGUGGCGCCUCCCCCACACCCAGUCAGUCCUGGAACACUGCGACAUCUGGCAACGGCGGCGGCCGCACUCUCGAUGCUUUGGGAGGCGCGGACACACCUCCGCCGACAGUACGGAGUUGCCUCGCAUGCUCGAAAGGAGGGCAAGGUCUCGGCCAAAGAACUCAACAAGUCUGCGACGAAGGUCCAUGGGAUAACUGGAGAUAGAUUCUGGGACGCUGUAUCUCGCAACAUGGCGUCGUUGGACAGCGAAGAGAACAUGCUGGCCAAGUGUCGGGAAUUUGCCACCUUACUUGCUAUUGAUGAUGAAUUCAAAGUUGGUGAGGAUGAGGAUGUCGACGGAGACAGCUUUGAUGCAGUGACCGACAUGGAUGAUUCCGGUCUUGUCGGCGGACCGCCACGACCGGCGAAGCGAAAGAACUCUCUGUCCGGGCAGAAUCCUCCCAAGAAGCGAGGCAGAAAGCCUGGGCCUGGCAAGAAGAGAGCUAGCACGGAACCCGACGAUGAGUCCGACUUCUAG